UGGUGCGUGUCGGGUCGACAGUCAACAUGAGGAGCGCAAGGAUUCUGCAGCAGUUCUGUUCUGUCAGAAGACAGAGCCUCCACACCAAGAGCUCUGUGGGGAUCAUCGGAGCUCCUUUCAGCAAGGGACAGCCUCGCGGCGGGGUCGAGAGGGGACCGGACCUGAUCCGAGCUGCAGGACUGCUGCCCAAACUGCACGAGCUAGAAUGUGCAGUGAAGGAUUAUGGGAACCUGGCGUUCGAAGAGGCGGAGCUUGACGGGCCGGAGGGCGUGCUGAAAAACUUGAAGGCGGUCGGCGGCUUCAACCAGAGGCUGUCGCAGGCGGUGCAGCUAGUGAAGAAGGACGGACACACGACUGUGAUGCUGGGAGGAGAUCACAGUCUGGCGAUCGGCUCCAUUCACGGUCACUCGGCGGCGGUGGGACAACUGGGUAUCGUCUGGGUCGACGCCCACGCUGACAUCAACACGCCGCUGACCACGUCGACCGGCAACCUGCACGGACAGCCCUUGUCAUUCCUCGUGAAAGAGCUGCAGUCCAGUGUUCCUGUGCUGCCGAGCUUCUCGUGGCUCAAACCGUGCAUCUCGGUCAAAGAUCUGGUCUACAUCGGCCUGAGAGACGUGGACCCUGGAGAGCAUUACAUCCUGAAGGAGCUCGGGGUGAAGAUGUUCUCUAUGUCAGAGGUGGAUCAGCUCGGAGUGUCCAGAGUGAUGGAGGAGACGUGUGACUACCUGUCCUCCAGAGGGAAUAAACCGAUCCACCUGAGCUACGACAUCGAUGCCAUCGACCCCACUGUUACCCCAGCAACCGGGACACCUGUAGUGGGCGGGCUGUCAUACAGGGAGGGGGUCUACAUCACAGAGUGCCUCCGUGAGACAGGUCGUCUGUCGGCAGUGGACCUGGUGGAGGUGAAUCCUCUCCUUGGUAAGACCGAGGAGGGCAUUCAGUCUACCGUCAGCAUGGCGGUCGACUUGCUGCUCGGCUGCUUCGGGCGCCUCCGUGAGGGAAACCACCCCUCAGAUUACAAUCCCCCCAAGCCAUGAAGGUGGACGAUGCUAACCCUACUGCACAGAUGGACCUGUCUGAGCACCUGAUCACUAUUACUCUGCCAAAUCAUGAACUCCUCUACCCAGAAUGCCUUUAGCCUGAUGUCAGUGUGCUGCACACACUCGCUGUUUGAUUUGUGACACUUUUACCUAAGAUAUUUUAUACCUGUGGCCGUCGACACAGCAAUCAGAAUCAAAUCUACAAUCACAUUUUCAUUUUUCUAUCCGGCGUAUUCAUCAUUUUCUGACUUUUCUUAAUGCUUUAAAAUUGUAAUAAAAUAAAAUAAAAAAACUGUUUGAAUCUUCAA
Labrus bergylta (ballan wrasse) is the source of this 1351-nucleotide messenger RNA. RefSeq names its product arginase 1 (gene arg1). The record is from RefSeq and is a predicted model, not a curated record. NCBI's taxonomy places the organism in Eukaryota, Metazoa, Chordata, Actinopteri, Labriformes, Labridae. Gene Ontology annotation, cellular component: cytosol; nucleus; cytoplasm. Gene Ontology annotation, molecular function: manganese ion binding; arginase activity.